Molecule: messenger RNA, 2734 nt
Organism: Panonychus citri (citrus red mite)
Lineage: Eukaryota; Metazoa; Arthropoda; Arachnida; Trombidiformes; Tetranychidae
Product: peptidyl-alpha-hydroxyglycine alpha-amidating lyase 1-like
Exons: 5
Coding region: 312-1976 (554 amino acids)
Biological process (GO): peptide metabolic process
Cellular component (GO): extracellular region; membrane
Molecular function (GO): catalytic activity; protein binding
Source: RefSeq, a predicted model, not a curated record
AUUCAUUUUUUUGUUGACACUUAGUAACAAUCAACAAAUUGAUGGUUACAGUUGUACUUAAUCAUCUUUAAACCCUGUUAAUUAUACAAUGUAAUUAAGUACUUAAUGUAGAUCAUAUUGGAACAAUUAAUUAAAUUAUUGUGAUUACAUUUCGAUUAUAAUUAAGGUUCCAUCUGUUCAAGUCUUAAUCUUGUAACAUCAUCACCUUUUUUUUAACCAACAUCAUCAUCAUAAUUGUUUCAUUCUGUGUUUUUUUAUCAUGAUUUUAAUUUAGUUUUAACUGUUAAUUGUUUUUAUUUAUCGAAUUAAAUAUGUGUUCAAUUGUGAAACAAAUUUUAAUUCUAAUUGUGGUAAUAUGUAAAUGUGAUUCUAGUCCAAGAUUAUUGAAUGACUUGGAUCAACCAUCAUCAUCAUCGGUUAAUCAACUGAAUUAUGUUGCUGGUCAUGGUGGAGGUGGUAAAGGUGGUGAUGGCGUUAAUUCAGUUAUAUUAUCAAAUUCUAGAGAGUCUAGAUUAACUAAAUCUGUUAAGAAGAAUCUUAAUUCUUUCAAAUAUUCGGUGACUCCAAAAUGGCCGGUCACAGAUCAUCAGUUGGGUCAAAUAUCCGCUGUUUCCAUUGAUUCAAAGGGCAAUAUUGUUAUUUUUCACCGAGGAUCACACGUAUGGAAUGAAAAGAGUUUCAAUAUAUUCACCAAUAAAUAUCAACCAAUUGAAGAUGGACCGAUUAAUAUUAGUACUGUUCUUGUAAUUGAGCCUAAAACAAUGCAAAGUGUUAAUGGUUGGGGUGCUGAUUUUUUCUUUCUACCUCAUGGAUUAACCUUUGACACUAAAGGAAAUGUUUGGCUAACCGAUGUUGCCCUUCAUCAGAUAUUCAAAUUUCCUGCUGAGGGAAGUGACAAGCCAACAUUGGUAUUAGGAGAGCGAUUUGUUCCCGGAAACGAUGAGAAACAUUUCUGUAAACCAACAAGUGUCGCGAUUGACUCUCGAAACGGUGAUUUCUAUGUAGCCGAUGGAUAUUGUAACUCUCGAAUUGCAAGGUUUAAUUCUGCGGGUGUUUUUCUUAAUCAAUGGGGACAAGCUGAUACAACUUCCAGUCAACUUUUGCCCAAUUUUUUCAGUAUUCCUCAUAAAGUUAUCCUGGCCGAGGAAUUGAAUUUAGUCUGUGUCGCUGAUCGAGAACACGGGAGAAUUCAAUGUUUCACUCCACCUAAUGGCCAAUUCGCUUUCUCUAUAACUCACAAUGAAUUCGCUGGUAGACUUUUCUCAAUUUCGUAUUCACCUUAUCAAGGUGGAGUCCUUUUCGCCGUCAAUGGAGCCUUCACAAUUAAAGAUCCAGUGAAAGGAUUUCUCUUCAACCUAACAACCCGUGAACUAUUAACUUCAUUUGGAAAUUUCUCACAGCCUCAUGAUAUUGUUUCCACUGCGGAUGCAAAAAAUGUCUAUGUAGUUGAAAUUGGACCAAAUUACCUUUGGAGAUUUGAUAAAGAAGUGCCAAUAGAUUUAACUAAUACGCUUCAAUCUUCAGAUAAUCAAAUUAAUAUCGACGAUAAAUCAACUAAAUUAGCUUCACCAUUAAAAGAUUCAACUGAUGCCUUGUCAACAAACAAAAGUAGAAAAUUUUUUCUUCCAAAAUUACCGCUCAUUCCAACGUCUUUUUCAUCAAGUAAUUCAGUGAUUAUUAUAUUAAUCCUCUCGACGAUUAUAUUAAUCAUUUUAAUCGCCUUUUUAAUCAAUCGACGUCGAGAUUAUCGGCCUAACAGUUAUUCACCAUUACAAGAAAUUAAAGGCUGGGUUACUGGUUAUCGAUCAACUAAAAAUGAAUUAAAUCUUGGUCGUAUUCUUAACGAUCCUAAACGAUCAGGAUUCAAUAAAUUGGCCAUGGAUGAUAGUGAUAAUGAAACUGAAUUAAUUAAUGGUGAAAUUCACAGUGAAUCUGAAGUAGAGGAGUUUAAUGUUAGCUCUGUAAGGAAAAUUUAAUUUUACCAACCAAUCAACAACCACAAUAAUCAUCAUCAUCACGACAAAUUGACUAUUUUAAUCAUCUCAUGAUGAUAUAACAAUUAUCUUCUUAAAUUUGUUAUAUCAACUCAUUAUCAAUUUCCCUUGUUAAUUAGUUAAUUCAUGAUAACUAAUAUAACAAAAUGUAAAUAUUAUUAUUAUGAAAAAUAUUAUAUGGAAAUCAAUGUGAUCUCAUUACCACCUAAUUAAUAUUGAUUAAUAAUUUUGGUUGGUGUGUGCUUUUUUUUAAAUUGUAUCUUUCAUUAUUUAUCAUCAUCAUCACCAUGAAGACAACAAUUAACUCCGAUUGUCUAGCAAUUAACCAAUUGCAAUCUUUUAUACUACUACAUCAAAAAUGAGGAAAAAUCAAACAAAAGACUAAUCAUCAAUCACCAAUCAAUCGUAUUGGUUUUUAAUUAUUAUUAUUAUCUCUUCAAUAAUAUAUAAUAAUUACAAUUACUCAACAAUUUAACGAAGAAACAAAAUCUCAUUUUAAUUGUAAACAAUCAAAAAGUUAUUCUAACAAAUGACAAAAUUGUUUCAUCGGCGUUUCAUCAUCAUCAUCUCUCCUCUCUCUCUCUCUCUCUCUCAUUCAAUGUUUGCUUCUUUUUUAUUUUGAUAAUCCUCAUUAUCUACUAAUUUGGGCCAAGCAAUUAAAAUUUUAUCUAAUUAAAAGAUGAAAGAAAAACAUUAUCAAAGAAUAAGUUUCAUUAAUAAAAAUUAUUUCUAAAAUUUAA